This is a messenger RNA of Dioscorea cayenensis subsp. rotundata (Guinea yam), 3457 nucleotides long. Its product is annotated as RNA-binding protein 25. Gene Ontology annotation, molecular function: RNA binding. The coding region runs from base 114 to 2867 and encodes 917 amino acids. The transcript has 7 exons. Gene Ontology annotation, biological process: mRNA processing. Lineage: Eukaryota; Viridiplantae; Streptophyta; Magnoliopsida; Dioscoreales; Dioscoreaceae. The record is from RefSeq and is a predicted model, not a curated record.
AUUGCCAAAGGCGGCACCUCGUUUCUAGGGCACAAAACCACACCUCAAUCGUGAUUUCUACUUCCCCCCAAACCCUCGACGGAUCGAUCUUUGAGCUUUUCCGGGCUCCUCCAAUGGCGACGUCCUUGCCGUCGCCGUCCUCCCAACCCUCGGACGCCAACACAGAGAAACCGGAAAUCCAGAACCCUUCUAUCAAUCAUCCAGACUCUGGACUCGCCUCCGAGAACCCUAAACCUAUCCCUAAUCCUUUGCCUUCUCCGGUGAUCCCUCCUCCUCCUGCUGCCCCUUCCUUCACACCCGCUUUCCGACCUCUUGGCGCCCCUACUGGCUUGCCGUAUCCUGCCUUCUCGAACCCUGGUUACCCUCCUCCGCCGAUGGUCCAGAACCCGGGGAUCCAGCCUCCUGGAGUCGCGGUGAGUGGUGCUGGAGCUGUACCGGCCUCCGUCCCGCCGAUGAGGCCUGGCAUGUAUCCCGCCCCACCGGGCCAGGUUCCGGUGGUGUAUGGCCCGGGGCCGAACGGGUACAUGGCUGUUCCCCCGCCAGGUCCUCUUGCUCCUGGUGUGAUGCCUCCUCCUGGAAUUCCUCGUUAUCCUGGUCCAUAUCCGUUGGUUCGGGCUGGAUUUCCUCCACGACCUGGUUUUAUUUCACCACUUGGACGGCCUCCUAUCCCUGGUAUUCGUGGCAUCCCUCCUAUUGCUACCCCAAUUGUUCGGCCACCUAUCACCAUUGUUGCCCCCCAGGAGAAGCCACAGACCACAGUUUAUGUUGGCAAGAUUGCUCCCACGGUUGAUAAUGAUUUUCUGCUUUCUCUUCUUAGGCUUUGUGGUCCAGUGAAAAGUUGGAAGCGUGCACAAGAUCCCACUGAUGGUACUCCCAAAGGCUUUGGUUUUUGUGAGUUUGAGUCUGCUGAAGGGGUGCUUAGAGGGUUGCGUGUGCUGAGUAAAUUAAGCAUUGAUGGUCAAGAGCUUGUGCUCAAUAUUAACCAAGCCACUAGGGAAUAUCUUGAUCGUUACAUUGAGAAGAAAACUGAAAGUGAAAAGCUUAAAGGACCUGAAUUAGAAAUUGCUACAGAGGAGAAUAAAAGUGCAGCAGCAGUUGAAAAUAAAGAGCCCCAAAAUCCAAAGCCCAUUGAAGAAGAUCUAGAUACCUCCAGGGAUAAAGAAACCCAGGAAAGUACGCAGAAAUUUGGUAUCAUUACCGAUGAGGACCAUGAUGCUGACAGAGAAAUAUUGGAAAAGGUUACUAGUAUGAUAGAAGAAAGAAUAAAGACCAAGCCUCUUCCCCCUCCCCCACCAAUGCAGGUGCCUGCAGAUGCUAAGUCAAACUCGGAAGUACCUUCUAAAUCAAGAGAUGGUGACUCAGGUGUGGAUGCUAUGAAAGAUGUUGACAAUAGAAAUGAUGAUGAGACAACAAGCGAAAUGAAGUCAGCAGCAGAACUUGAAAAACCUGAAGCUAGCUCUGCAGAUAAAGGGAGUAGGCAUGAUCGAAGGGGUAGAGAAAGGGACCGAGAUUUGAAAAGGGAAAAGGAAAGGGAGCUUGAGAGGUAUGAGCGGGAGCGUGAGAGGGAGAGAGCGCGAAGGGAGAGGGAGAGGGAUAUUAAAUCAAGAGAAGUUGAGCGAUUGUAUAAUGAGCGUCUUAAGGAGUGGGAAGGCAGAGAGAGAGAGAAAGAGCGCCAUAGGAAGUAUGAAAAAGACAGAGAAAAAGAAAGGGAAUGGGAACGGCGUAAACUGGUCAUGAAGCAAGAAGAUGAAAGUGACGAUGAAGAUAUUAGAAGGCGGCGCUAUAGGAGUAGCAUGUAUGAGGAGAAGAGGAGAAGGAGAAAGCGAGAAAGGGAGGACGACUUGGCUGAUAGGUUGAAAGAAGAGGAAGAAACUGCUGAGGCAAAGAGGAGGGCAAUUGAAGUUCAGGAAAAAAUCAAUUCUAUAGAACUCUCUGCUCAGGUGUCCAUUGAUGUUGAAAAGGUUGCAACACAAGAUGAAGAAAUGGUUAUUGAUGGUAUGGAAAAUGUUGAAGAGGAUUCUCAUCAGGGUGAUGGUAUCGAUAAAAAUGGCUGUAAUGAUGAACAGGUAGGAUCAACCACAGGGUCUGAUACAAAACAGAACUGCCAUGUUCCAACUAGGAAGCUGGGUUUUGGUUUGGUGGGUUCAGGAAAAAGGGCAGCUAUGCCAUCUGUUUUCCAUGAAGCAGAUGAUGAGGAUGUAGAGGAGAGAAAGAUGAGACCUCUAGUGCCGAUUGAUUACUCUACUGAUGAAAUACAGGCUAUUCAAAGCGCAACUUCUGCAGCCCAACCAAAUCUGGUUGCUGCCGCAGAAUUUGCAAAGCGCAUCUCUAGUGUUAAUCACAAAGAAGAGAAGUUGGAUGUUGACAAGGAAAGGAACAAGCGAACUAGUGAUAGAGCAAGUCAGAGGGAGAGAGAUCGUUCUGAUGACGGGAAUAGCCGAUUGAGGGAUGAAAACAAGGAGAGGAUACAUAAGGUUCAUGACCGGGAGAGGGAUCAGGAAGAUAAGCUAAAGGAGAACAGGAAGCUCUUGGAUGCAAAGCAACUGAUUGACAUGAUUCCAAAGACAAAGGAUGAACUGUUUGCUUAUCAAAUUAACUGGGAUGUGUAUGAUAAGCAUAAAUUGCAUGAACGAAUGAGGCCCUGGAUAGCUAAGAAGAUCACCGAGUUUCUGGGGGAAGAGGAAGACACUUUGGUGGAUUACAUUGUGAGCAACACCAAGGAACAUGCACAAGCAUCAAAAAUGCUUGAACUGCUUCAAUCCAUCUUGGACGAUGAGGCUGAAAUGUUUGUCCUCAAAAUGUGGAGAAUGCUUAUAUUCGAAAUAAAGAAAGUUGAGACCGGUCUUACCGGGAAACCAAGAGGAUAAAGAGGCAGAGGUUAGGUUUCUUUCAACUGGGCUGUAUUUUUAUUGAGCAAUCAUUUCUUCAUUCACAUGGUUAUAGUGGCAAAAUAGUUAGUGUGUAAAAGCACCCAUCGAAAGUGAUCAUCUUUGAAACACCAGCAUUUUCAUAGCAUUUAUGAUGUGCUGCUCUAUUGCCUUUGAGUAGGUAUCUAGUAGGGUUUUCAGUCCUUGACAAAAACAUGUUUUGUUUUUAUAUUUCAUGUAAUUUGUGAACGGCUGCAGCUUGUUUUUAAAGGAGGGGGGGAAGAUCAAUUAUAAUUGGCAAUGUUUCUUCCACAAGUUUACAAAUACUGUAAAAGCUCUGGCGAACAGAAUGUUUGUGUGGAGGAAUACUGGCUCAGGUUCCAUUUUUUAAGAUCAUGGCUUGGAUAAUAAUGUAAUCACGGAGGAAAGGUAAUAUAUUGGACUUUGUGAAGUGUGCAGUGAACGUUGAACAUUUUCUUUGUCUUGUUUACAAGUCAUAUGAGAGGCACAUUUUGUGUGCUAUGUAUGUUGGAUACCUCUUUGCCUGAUGCUUAAUGUUUGUGGCUAAACAAUCUUUGUAAAUUAAUUUA